This is a messenger RNA of Nothoprocta perdicaria, 3643 nucleotides long. RefSeq names its product ubiquitin conjugating enzyme E2 D2 (gene UBE2D2). The coding region runs from base 23 to 472 and encodes 149 amino acids. Gene Ontology annotation, molecular function: ubiquitin conjugating enzyme activity. Gene Ontology annotation, cellular component: nucleus. Gene Ontology annotation, biological process: protein K48-linked ubiquitination; ubiquitin-dependent protein catabolic process. Lineage: Eukaryota; Metazoa; Chordata; Aves; Tinamiformes; Tinamidae. The transcript is spliced from 7 exons. The record is from RefSeq and is a predicted model, not a curated record.
UCGAAGUGAAGCCUGCUGGCAGAUGGCUUCCAUCAGGUUUAUGACCAGUUAUGAGCUGAAUGAUCUGGCACGUGAUCCUCCAGCACAAUGUUCAGCAGGGCCUGUUGGUGAUGACAUGUUCCAUUGGCAAGCUACAAUAAUGGGACCAAAUGACAGUCCCUAUCAGGGUGGCGUAUUUUUCUUGACAAUUCACUUCCCAACAGAUUAUCCCUUCAAACCACCUAAGGUUGCAUUUACAACAAGAAUCUAUCAUCCAAAUAUUAACAGUAAUGGCAGCAUUUGUCUUGAUAUUCUACGGUCACAGUGGUCUCCAGCACUAACUAUUUCAAAAGUACUUUUGUCCAUCUGUUCUCUGUUGUGUGAUCCCAAUCCAGAUGAUCCUUUAGUGCCUGAGAUUGCACGGAUCUACAAAACAGAUAGAGAAAAGUACAACAGAAUAGCUCGGGAAUGGACUCAGAAGUAUGCGAUGUAAUUAAAGAAAUUAUUGGAUAACCUCUACAAAUAAAGAUAGGGGAACUCUGAAAGAGAAAGUCCUUUUGAUUUCCAUUUGACUGCUUUCUAUGAGCCCACGCCUCAUCUUCCCCUGUGCACAUGUUUACCUGAUACAGCAGUGCUGCGUGUUGUACAUACUUGGAACAACAAAAUAGAAAUACUGUAUUUCCCCGUACCAACAUCGACUCCUAGCAAAGAAGUGUGUGUGUGUGAGUGUGUGUGAAAAGCUAGUUCUUCAGUCAUAACUUUGUGAGCCUAAAAGCAUUCCUCAGUUGGGUAAUGCAGUGUGAAUGGGAGAGUUCUGGUGGGUGCUAUAAUAUUCCUAGGGACAGUUUUGCCUAUCCAUGAAGGAUUUUAAGCGGAAUCCUUUUAAACUCAUAACAGUUAUGAAAAGCAAGGUGAAGAACUUGGAAGCUGUUUCUGUAUUCAUUUUAUUCUGAAGGACCUACACCUUAGGUAAAUGUUAUGACCAAUGAGAAACUGUACCCACAUCCUGUGUUUAAGGUCUAAGUUUAACUGGUCAGCAUUUAAAUGGAUUGGAGCUAUUAGUGCAUCAAGUGAUGUUGAUUUGUUUCAACUCUUUUCCCUCCCUCAUACUUUUUUUGGUUUGUAUGUGGUUUCUCAGUUAAUACAUAGCUAAUAGCUCUUAUUUUUCUUAAGUUUUUUAACUGCUUAGGUCUUUCUGGAUGUAAGGGUAAAAAUUCAUUUGACAGAAAACUUGUGUAUAUUUAAAGACCCAACCGCUCCCCUGGAGCUUGUACGUUCAAGAAUGAUUAAUCUGUGUAAUAAACUGAUUACUACAGUCAUUACAUAUAACUUUGUGUGAAUAGGCUUUUAAUUUUAAGAGCAGUUUGUUACAGGCUAAAACUAAUGGUGGAUUUCCUUAAAACUUCAGCGUUCAAAUGGUUGCAUUUGAAAAUCAUGAAGCAAUUUGGUUUGCAUCACACAAGGCUAUGCAGCUGAACAAGGCAGACAGCUUAAAAACUUAGGUGAAAUGAAGAUGUGUAGUGUGCCAGGAACUCGACUGUUAAACCAAAUAAGCAGUUUACUGAAUGAGAAUCUGAGUGACAUUUUACAAAGCCUAAUGGUAUUAUUCCCACUUGCAUGGGAUUUAACACAAUGCAUAUGUACUGUAGGUAAGUGAAACCUUAUGUAAUUAAAAUAAUGGAUGUAAAAGGGUAAAAAAAGAAUUACCAAACACAUCAGCACAAACUUUCAUAAAAUGUAGCUUUUACAUAAUUACUUUGCACUAAACAUUUGCAAAUGUUCAUACAGUUUUAAAUUGUACUUGUAUGUGUCUUUUUUGAACAAAAAUCUUCACUUGAAUCUAGUGAACCAUGUAGUUUGAAACUUUCCUUUGUAUACAAGUGUAUUUGCCAGCAUCAUUCAUGUGAAAUAGGUGAGUCUACAAGUUUAUCUCCUCUUAAGAUAAUUGUAAACAAAGCCAUCAACUCUAAAGGAGAGGCUGUAGCCUCCAGCUCUCUGGCCACAGGGGUCUGUCCCAUCCAUUUUCAAAUGCAUCUUUACACUCUUGCACAAAUGAGGAAUAAAUGUCCACUGCUUUUGGUCUAAACCUGUUCCACUCGUCUCAUCUCUCAGUGUCCUUGUGUAUACGCUUCUGGAUGUAAAUGUUAGCAGGUUGGUGUGCUUGGGGUGUUUUUUUUCUUUUAGUCUUCUGUACAGCAAGCUGUAGAUGAGACUUGGAUGUGAGCGYGUCUCCUGCAGGCGUGAAGACUGCAGGGAUGAUCCAGAGCUACUGGGAUGCUGGGGGAAAUGUGCUGUGCAGAGGUAUGAGCUGGUUGUUGAGUCCUUUCAAACUCAGUACUUGAUGUUACACCACGAGUCUUUUGGGUGGUAGGCCAUCUGAUGCUUUCUAUAUGAGAAGCAUGGCCCUGCAUGGAAAUGUAGCCUCUAAAGUGAAAACURCUGCAGUGGCAAAAUUAGAAAGCAGGUUAGUAGCUACAGGUUUGCCUGAACUUAAUGUUGUAUUAACYAUUAAUUGUAAUCUGGCCUUCUUGCUAAACCUCUGUCUUAACGUGUAGGCUAGCGCUCCUGCUGACCCCUUGGUGGUGGGGAGAGAACGUGAACCAGCUGCUGCAAAGACACCCAUCCAGGUUUUGGGGAGGGGGUGGUCGUGUUUUCUUUGAGAUGUACAAGCAGGUUUGGGUUGGAGCUGCUGCACGCCUAGCAGCAAGGUGUUUUGGGCGGGCUCCCUUUACUGCUUUACAAGAGCAUUUUUGGGGACAGGUCUGUCUUGUAACUGCAGCUGCUGAGGCCUGGAGCCGGUCAGGAGACCUGCACAAGAGCUGUAAGCUGGAGAGCAAAAGCAAGGAAUAGUAGCAAGUACAGAAGAUGAGGGCGAUACUUCCCUCUCUGGGAAGGUGCAGAAGCAGCAGCACGUGCUUGGUGACAGCAUUGCAACCACAUAUCAACUGUAACAGGUUCUGGGUGCGUGGACAACCUCAGCUCACAUACAGCGUUAACGCUUCCUUGUGGUGAAGGGAUUGACGUUUUUUGGCCGAAGCACCUUAGCAGUUYGGGGUUGUGGGGUUUUGUUGUUGUUUUGUGUGUUCUCUUCUUCUGGUGGCAUCACARAAGCCAUGGCUUGGGCAGAGGAAGCCUCGCAGGACGGGCUGGGCUGCCUCUCCUGUGGGUUGGCAGCUUGUUGAGGAGGGUGCUGCAAACCAGAGAACCUUGCAAGUGCCAUCUGUCAUGGUCGUUCCCAGGGCAGGGAAUGGUCCUGUGGACCUGCUCUYUAAAAACCCUUGUAGUGCCCAGCURUGUUUUAAAGCAUGAAACAGUACAGGAAGCYGCAGAUAGUUUGUUGCCUUUCUAGAAGCUCAGGUUGUUGAGUGAAGCAUUUUUCAGUCACUUUUUUUUUUCUUUGACUUGAUAGUUCUCUACUUUGCAUGACUGUCUUUGCACUGAGACUCCUAUGGACAUAGAUAGUAAGUGCUUAUUCAAUUUCCUUUUCUCCUUUUGCUGUGUGCUUAAGCAAGGUUUAUUUUGUAAAGUUACUCCUCAGCUAUUUGGAUUGCUCUAACUCCGGCAAUGACGUAAAGCUGGAACACUUACGUGACUGGAUGCAUUUGAUGUGUUCSUCAACACCCAUCUCCUAAAACAGAACAAGCCGGGGAACAAAUGACUCUGA